CUAUACCAUAUACGGACCGACCGACCGACCGAGCUCGUCCCCUGGGACACUAGCGUACUCGUCACUCGGCUGAGUGAUUAGACAAGCUGACAAUGUCCCUCACCUGCUUACCUGGGAGUACUCUGUGCGUUUCUAGACUGUGCUUAGCUGUCCUGACAGUGGGGCUAUACAGGUUUAAAUCCAUCCUUUCUGAGUUUUUUUACUUAAAAGCUGCAAUUCUUUUCUUCUAAAACGGCUCUGCUAGGGAGGGUUAGAAUAGUCUAGCCCACCCUGCUUCCUCCGCUGCGCUCCAGGUCAGGCUGGGCCAAGACCAUUCCUUUUGCUUUUUUUUUUUAGCUGCAUCAGUAAUCGGCUAGAUCUAUUAUCAGGACAGCUAAGUACAGGCCAGAAACGCACGGUACUCCCAGGUAAGUAGGGGGGGUUGUCAGCUUGUGUGCAUACUCCUAGCGACUAGUCUCAAGGUGGGUGUGUGGCAAAGCAGCCAGAGUGCACUCCGUCCGGAUUGUUUCUGCCCGCAAGCUUAAUCUUUUCCUCUUUCUCUUCCUCCAAACCGACCGGCAACGUGGCAAACAACUAUCCCAAUAUCUUCUUUCAUUCCAUAUUAUCGUCAAAAGACCCUAAGUUUCAAGAAAUCCUCCGAGCUCAACUCGUGUCGACGACAUACGUGACCGACCAUCCAUCGGCCUCGAAUGCCACCGGACGAUCGCCCGCAGCGACAACUUCUCCCCCUAACCGCCCAACAACCCCUCCAGGAGCUGAAUCCCACGGAUGGCGACGAUGGCAACUCACUUGGACGCAAGAGGCGCCGUCCUUACACUUCCAAAGCCUGCAAUUUUUGCCGGGACAAGAAGAAGGCCGUAAGCAAAUCAAGACUAUAAGGCUUUCGCCCCUUCCGCCUUCCAACCAGCCAAAAACUCUCUU
Messenger RNA from Colletotrichum destructivum, 921 nucleotides. RefSeq lists its product as uncharacterized. The coding region runs from base 690 to 878 and encodes 62 amino acids. The record is from RefSeq and is a predicted model, not a curated record. NCBI's taxonomy places the organism in Eukaryota, Fungi, Ascomycota, Sordariomycetes, Glomerellales, Glomerellaceae. The transcript has a single exon.